AUGAACGGACCAAGCAACAGCAAGCCUGGUGCUCAGCCAGCAAAGGAACCAACCAAGCCAACGACACAGCCUCUCGCGACGAAGAAUGAUCAGUCCGGCAAUCGAGCAUCAUUUGCAGGAGUUCCAACCGGACCACGCUCGUUGAGGAAGCGGCCAGCACACUCCUUGCCACCAGCACCCAACACUGCUCUCAGAACUCCAGUACCUGGUGCGCCAGCCGGGCCAAAAGCGAUGAGGACGCCAAUGCAGCAGAGUGCUGUGAAGCCGGAUCCUGACAUGAUCAAACUCACCGACCAGGAGAUUGAGCAGAAGUUGAUGGCAAAUAAGGCGGAGGCCGAGCGAAUCGCUCGUCGACUUGCUACGCUUGAAGCUGAGGCGGCAGCUGAUAGCGAUGGGCACUGA
Messenger RNA from Cercospora beticola, 402 nucleotides. RefSeq lists its product as uncharacterized. The record is from RefSeq and is a predicted model, not a curated record. NCBI's taxonomy places the organism in Eukaryota, Fungi, Ascomycota, Dothideomycetes, Mycosphaerellales, Mycosphaerellaceae.